GUUCUCCACUUGUCUGGUAAAGUUUUACUAGUUGCAACAGGUUGCAACGUGUUUCAAAAAGUGAGCUCCGGAAAUUAGGAUGAACGAAAAAGUUCUCUGUGCAAUGAUUAGGCAAAUUGUGCAAUAAUGCAACGUCGAAAUUCUUUCCACAAGUGAAACAAAUCUGGAAAGAAAAGUAGUGAGAGUUCGGUAUCUCAUCGAACCAAAAUUUGACUAUAUUGUUGCACCACGUGUAAUGCGUUUCCACCGGUUGAUACAACUCGUACUUCGAGCCGGCACGGUAUAAGAAGGGAGGUGUGAUCCCGGAAUUUGCAUCAUUCGUGAAACGUACAUCAAGCACUACAGUGAUCAGGAGCACUUUUAUGUCGGAGCAGAUUGAAGUUGAUGAAGGAUGAAGUUUUCGGUUGUAAUCCUGAUGAUUACUGUGAGCAUGGCAGUAAAUGGAGACCCCAACCCAAAUUUCCGGCAAAUUCACCCAACAGUGCACCGAAACUCCAACGCCAGUGUGACAUCGGUUCGCUUCUACCUGAACGACACGUUUUGGCAACUGGAGCUGGAACCCAAGACAUACCCAGAGACCGUGAGGGUAAAUUUUGUGCUGAAUGGCACAAACUCUGAGAAUGAUCUUAACGUCCCAAAUUUUCACUAUCAGGGAGUUGUCCUCGGAAAACCCUUGUCCAAAGUUGCAGUCUCGAUCUGCAACGGUGACCACAUUCAAGGGGAAGUGUUUGAUGGGACGGACGUGUACGCCCUGACUUACUACGGUGGACAGUAUGUCACGCGGUACCCGCAAGAGGCUGGAAAUUCGUCGAACGGGAUAAGCCUCUACGCUGGAAAAAAGCCGGUAACGCCUCCCGUUCGUAUCGCGAUGGGCAUCGUCGUCGACCAAACCGUGUUCAAAGAACAUGAUCAUAGUGCCGAAAAGGGGGUUGAUUUCUUCUUCAGCAUUGUAAACAGCCUCAAUGCUCUGCUGGCGAAGUUCAACAUCGUGCUCGAUCUUACCAGAAUCGAAAACUGGACCGAUAAAGAUUACAUCGAAAUGAACUCGUCAAGCGAAGUACUGCUGCCACGAUUCAACAAGUACAUCAACAGCCAGAUGAUUGGUCGGGAUUCGGUUGACUUCGUCGUCCUCUACACGGCGAAUUUGUCGACCGAAGGAGUGUCCAUACACGGAACCAUGGGCUCACGACACGGUUCCGGUUCGGUCGUUAUUACGAAUUUCCACGAUGUGGUUGUCACCGCACAUACCACGCUCCACGAAUUGCUGCAUCUGUUCGGAGUUGGACACGACCAAGGCGGUGAAGAUUUUCUCAUGGCGGUAAAUACCAACAUCUUCGCCAAUGCAAAGGUGAGCAAGGACAGCAUAACUGAGUUGAACGCUGCCAUGCCGAAUAUAUUGGAUCGACUGCUGCAGAAGCAUCAGCAAUGGACGCCGAUCUGUUCCGAGGAGCAAUGCGGUGGACCAAGUUUUGAUCCUGAAACGGAGAAAGGUUUGGCUUGGUGGCAAAUCAGCCUCAUCGUAUUUGGAGCGUUGGGCGUAAUAGUUGCUGUCGCAACGGUCAUCUUGAUGAUCUGUAAGCGUCGACUAUCGCAAGCACAACCUGUGGACCGUCCCGGACCGGUUGUGGCAUACCGGGAGAUUGCAAAAACGGACGCCGAAGCCGUCGCCAUGGACACGGCGAGUGAGUCCAGCGUUGAAACGAAGACCGGUGUGACUGAUUGGUUGAGUACCUCCUUGGCUGUCAGUGGAGUCACGGACGGUCGGUCCAUCGGAAUGGAGAAAGCCACACUCGCUCGCGAAUCAUCUCGCGAAAGUCUGACCAGUGGCCACGUGUCGCCGUCGCAGGUCAGCUUGACCAUCGAAGAUGACUCGUCGUAAUAUUUAGACGCAUGCCAUAUUUUAAAGAAAUUAAGGUAAUUCACGUGAUAAAACUCUUGGAAGACUUGUGGAACGGGAAAAGAGAUUGUGUUCAAAAAGACUAAGUCGUUUAAAAACUAAAAGUUAUUAUUUAUUUGUGUUGUUUAAUAGAAGUACACAUUUCGCAAUUCGCAAUUUUCAGUGUAAGAACGGGCCUUGACCGAUCUUAUGCACUAGGUUCCUGACGAACACGCACUGCCCUUACACCUACAUCUCACCCUUGCUCUGAGUCAGUACGAGCAACACGCUAGAACACGCUUUGAGUGUUCGUGCCAGGCAUGCACACCUUCUUUUCCGGUUACGCAUUUUAACUCGGCCGGGGGUGGUACAUUACGUAGGGUUUGAUGUAAGUAUAAGCGCCUAACCAUUUAAAGUGUGCCUAUCAACUUUCAUUAAAGCAAAAACUAUUUUUUUUUUUUAGUUUGAAUUCAAAAACUAGUUGUUAUUUUACUGUAUAUUGUUUUCUCCUGAAAUCUUUCCUAGUGUUGAGUCGUUUUUAUAUGUUGCUAUUUCUUUUGUCGCGGUGUUUUGUUACAAUGUUUUGGACCUAAGCAUGUUAUUCAAAAGUUUACCAAAAGUACAAUAAUGUUAUGUGUGUGAUCAUUCAAUAUAUUGAGUAAGGACUCGAACCAUACUUGUUUGAAGAAAAGGGCGUAGAUUUAAAAAAUAAACAAUAAAGGAAAGCAAACUACAUAAAGUUCGAUACUGAAAGAAUAAUUGUAGUUUGAAGGAAAGAAGAGUAGGAACCGAUGAUAAUGACAUUUUAAUAAAUACAUAAGUAAAUGGGUAAAGGAAAGAUCAAUGAUAAAUAGAAGUUAACAUGGAUGCAAAAGCAAGUUCAGCAAAUUAGAAAUCAAAUUUAAGUUUUAAUGGAAUGUUAAGUCAAAAUUAAAGGAAAAAAAAUAAAAAUAAACUAAUUUUUUUUUUAAAUAAUAAUAAUUAAUAAUUUUUGGGUUGCAAAUUUGAUUUGCACCCCAGCGCUGCAGAUGCCCUAACAGAUUAAAGACUUUUAGAGGAAAGCCGCCAGUGCUAAAUUGUUUUCUUUUAACUUUUUUCUUGCCUUUAAUUUCUGACAUGAACAUAGUAAAUAUUCGGAGUUAAGUUGUGGAAAAAGAAGAAGCCUAAUUAAAAAAAAAACAAUUCGAAGUAAAGUUUAUUAGAGCAAUACUGUGAAGGGAUUAAUAUCGACUUAAUUAGUUAAAUACAAUUUUUGCAAUUCCGUCGUGAAACUUCUUACUUUUCCUGUCAUUCUUGAACGACGAAAUAGCCUACUUUUCUGUACCAAAAAUAACAGAAUCGAAUAGCAACACUUUUCAAAAUAAAUGCUGAAAAGUUCUAUUUUUCAGCACGGGAAUGGGUGCUGAAAAGUUGAACUUUUCAGCACUUGUUUCGAAAAGUAACAAUUUUCAAUUUUUUUUUGAUUUAAACGAUUUAUUGACAAAAAACAUGAAAAUUUGACUUCAAAUUUCACUCAAUGGGUGUUUUUCGGAAUUGCAAAAAAUGUUGUAUGGAACUCGUUGCAAAACUAGAUUUUUUCAGCGCUCUUCGUAUUUAUCCAACUCGGUGAACCUCGUUGGAUAAAUGUACGACUCGUGCUGAAAAAAUCCUCUUUUUGCAACUUGUUGCAUAAACUACUAUUACAGGCUAUUGUUUAUGUUUGUGCAGAAUUUGUUUAAGUUUUAACAUUACUUUGACUAUUGUUAGGUAUUUAGGCCGUUGCAAAUAUUUUUCAAAGUUUAUGUCCCCCCCCCCCCCUCCCCUUCAAAAUUGGUCUGAAAAAUCAGGGGGCAAAAACAUUUUUUUUCCGAAAAACUUCAAAAUUUCCAUGAAAAUAGAAAUCUAAUCAACUGAAAACAAUCUAAAAUGCAUUUUUCUGCAUUGAUAAUCAUAUUUAGCAUGUUUGGGCUUAUUUGAAAAUGUUUUUAUUUUUUACGAAAUUGCAAUGUACAGCACCGCAAAAAUUUUAUUUUUCGCAAAAAAAAUAAUUUUCGUCAAAACUUAGAUAUUUUGGAAACUAAUAAUGGCAAAACAACUGGACAGGUGUAUAAUGCAUUUUAAAACACUUUUUAAAUCAAAAUGUUGAAACCAUGGCUCGUAAUUUUAAUUCUUAUACAUUUUUAUUUUUUUGCGUGUUUGAAACCGCCUUAAAUCGGGGAUAUGGGACCAUCCACAAACCACGUGGAC
Culex pipiens pallens (northern house mosquito) is the source of this 4102-nucleotide messenger RNA. RefSeq names its product snake venom metalloproteinase VMP1-like. Gene Ontology annotation, biological process: membrane protein ectodomain proteolysis. NCBI's taxonomy places the organism in Eukaryota, Metazoa, Arthropoda, Insecta, Diptera, Culicidae. Bases 392 to 1879 code for a protein of 495 amino acids. The transcript is spliced from 4 exons. The record is from RefSeq and is a predicted model, not a curated record. Gene Ontology annotation, molecular function: metalloendopeptidase activity.